Ceratotherium simum simum (southern white rhinoceros) is the source of this 1479-nucleotide messenger RNA. It is a transcript of the gene RGS18, whose product is annotated as regulator of G protein signaling 18. NCBI's taxonomy places the organism in Eukaryota, Metazoa, Chordata, Mammalia, Perissodactyla, Rhinocerotidae. The record is from RefSeq and is a predicted model, not a curated record.
GAAGUUGCACUGUGGUAAUACUAGUCUUUAUCUUAGAGACCAAGAGUCAUUUUGCAAAUUUGUAGUAUCAUUUCCCUAAACAACUCAGGAGCGAACUGUACUUCAGUUCCUCAGUUCUACAUUUUUGCAGAAGCAGAAACACAGCUCUUAACUUUUUUAAGCAUUGCUGACAGAGUUAACUUUUUCUUCUACCAUGUAUAACUAUAGAAUAGCAUCAACACGUGAAGAUGUAAUAAAUUAGACAUCUCUUCAUUUUAGAGAAAGAAGAUGGAAACCUCAUUAAUUUUCUUUUCUCAAUUAAAUAUGUGCGAAUCAAGAGAAAAAGCUUUUUUCAAGUUAAUACAUGGUUCAGGAAAAGAAGAAACGAGCAAAGAAGCCAAACUCAGAGCUAAGGAAAAAAGAAACAGGCUAAGUCUUCUCCUGCAGAAACCUGAGUUUCAUGAAGAGACCCCCUCCAGUAGAUCUGGGCAGUUAGCCAAAGAAACAAGAGUCUCCCCUGAAGAGGCAGUGACAUGGGGUGAAUCAUUUGACAAACUGCUCUCCCAUAAAGGUGGACUGGAGACUUUUACCAGAUUUCUUAAAACUGAAUUCAGUGAGGAAAACAUUGAAUUUUGGAUAGCCUGUGAAGAUUUCAAGAAAAGCAAAGACCCUCAACAAAUUAUCCUUAACGCAAAAGAAAUAUAUGAGAAAUUUAUACGCAAUGAUGCUCCACAAGAGGUUAACCUUGAUUUCCACACCAAAGAAAUCAUUGCGAAGGGUAUCACCCAACCCACCCUCCACAGUUUUGAUGCUGCACAAAGCAGAGUGUAUCAGCUUAUGGAACAAGACAGUUACACACGUUUUCUGAAAUCUGACAUCUAUUUAGACUUGAUAGAAGGAAGACCUCAGAGACCAACAAAUCUUAGAAGACGAUCACGUUCAUUUACCUACAAUGAAUUCCAGGAUGUAAAGUCAGAUGUUGCCAUUUGGUUAUAAAGAAAAUUAAUUUUGCUUAUUUUGAUGGCAAAUUGUACAUCAGCUUCUAAGAUAUAACAUGUUUAUGUUAACAAAUGGGUACAUCUUUUAAAGCAAAAUGUGUCAUGUGAAAGGAUUUUAAAAAUGUAAAUCAAAAUUUUUAUUCUAACAAAAUGUACUGUAUCUGCCAAUAUAGUCUGUAAAACUUUCCAUUUGACUUCACUCCAUUCAUAAUCAAAAAAACUUAUUACUUAAUUAAAACGCAGCAAAGAAGUAAUAACAAUGUUUUAUAAGAUUGUAAAGUUAAGGUUAAGCUUUUGUAAAAUUGUCAAUAGUUUGACCAAAUAUCUAGUUUGGACGUUUUUCUAGAUAUAAACUACAUAAUACUCAGAUAUCCCUAUAUUCUGACAAUAUUUUUCAUAAUGAUGAAGACUCUCUCUAUCUCAGUUUUAGAGAGUAUAGAAGUGAUCCAGUUCUUACAAUGGGAGAGGACAAUCGUUUGUUCUUAGAUUACUACCCCUGGCU